Salarias fasciatus (jewelled blenny) is the source of this 4510-nucleotide messenger RNA. It is a transcript of the gene pou6f1, whose product is annotated as POU class 6 homeobox 1. Gene Ontology annotation, biological process: regulation of transcription by RNA polymerase II. The transcript is spliced from 12 exons. Bases 358 to 2280 code for a protein of 640 amino acids. Gene Ontology annotation, molecular function: RNA polymerase II cis-regulatory region sequence-specific DNA binding; DNA-binding transcription factor activity, RNA polymerase II-specific. NCBI's taxonomy places the organism in Eukaryota, Metazoa, Chordata, Actinopteri, Blenniiformes, Blenniidae. The record is from RefSeq and is a predicted model, not a curated record.
GUUCAUGACGUAGUGCAAAAAGGCCAAUUUUCUGGCAAUUUUCUCCGACUUUACGGCUCAAACGGGACCUUGUGAGCCACCCCCGGGAUUUUUUGGCUAUCUGAACUGUGGCAGAAAAGGGCAUCGUCAUUAAAUAUUAAGAGAGAGGAGAUCCUGACAUUGCGAGCCUCCUUAUCAAUGCAAAUAGCUCUUUUGUGUGCAGUCACAGCGCCUGUCUGGGAGCUGAGCUGAAUUUUUAAUUAUGUGUGACUGAAACAAACUGUGACAAGGACCUUUCUAAGAGCCGGGGAUUACGGAAAAUAAGCUGCAUUUAAGCGGAUGAGAGGAAGACAGUGACUGGUGGUGGUGCAGCCAGCCAUGACCUCCCAGGAUCUGCCUGCCAAAGAUGCCCCACUCACUGUCAACGAGCAGCCAUUUAAAACCUGCACUUUGAAAUUCCCUGCCAAAGACAACCAGGUCAUUGUGAUGUCCGGCCAUGAGACCAUUCGUGUGCUGGAGGUGGAGGUCGACGCGUCCCUGCCGGCGUCCGUGCCCGACGUGAAGAGCGAAGGCAAGGCAGGUGAGGGCGUGGCUCAGACCGCAGAGCGGCCCGACGCCGGCAGCGCCCAGGACAGCCCCGCCGCGCCACCCGACACGGGGGCAGCAGUGCAGGGCGAGCAGCAGGUGGUGUCUGUGGAGGCUCCGGCGCCCGCCGUCCAAACGCUGACUCCAGCUGUUCCCAUCAGUGUUUCCCUGCCCCAGCCCCAGGCGGCCAUGCCAAUCACUGUGCAGGGCUGUCCGCAGGUACUGACCCAGGAGAGCCUGGCCACCCUGAUGACCGGGAUGAUGGCCCAGACCGGCUCGCUCGGCCAGCCGCUGCUCAUCCCGCUCAGCAUGGCGGGCUCCAUCGGCGGCCAGGGCGGCUUGGCGGUCCUCACCCUUCCCACCACCAACGUGGCGACUCUCCCCGGUCUGGCGGCGGCUGCUAACCCCGCGGGCAGCCUCCUCAAACUGCCUUUUGCUGGCCUUCAAGCUGCAACCUUCCUGAACUCGGUCCAGCCUCAACUCCAGACCAGCGCGCAGACGGUGCUGCAGCCGGUGCAGGCGGCCGCCGUGCAGCAGGUGCAGACUCAGCCGGCGCAGGUCGGCAGCACCGCCGCGCAGACCGCCGGCCAGAUCGCCGGCCAGGUGGCGGCAACCCAGGCAACGUGUGUCACCACCUCCGCCUCGCAGACCAACAUACCCCUGGCAGCGCUGCAGACUGCAGGACUGUCCAUCAACCCCGCUAUUAUCAACGCCGCGUCUUUGGGAGCGCAGCCCCAGUUCCUCAGUUCCCUUACGUCCACUCCCAUCAUCAGCAGCGCCAUGUCCAGCAUGGCUGGCAUCACCAGCCAGAUCAUCACCAACGCACAGGGACAGGUCAUAGGAACCCUCCCGCUCCUGGUGAACCCGGCCUCGCUGGCCGGGGGGGCCGCCACGCCCACCCUGCCCCUCCAGGGUCUGCAGGUGCAGGCGGUCGCCCCGCAGCUGCUGCUCAACACCCAGGGUCAGCUCAUCGCCACGGUGGGCAACGGGCCCGCUGCCGUGGCGUCUUCCGCCGCAGUCCUGCCUAAAGCCACGGCGCCUUCGACCCCCUCCAAGCCCGCUCCGCCGGCGGCGUUAACAAAUGUCACCCAGUCUCCCGUUGUCAUUGCGCCGCAGCCGUCGGUGCUGAAGACCGCCACCACGCUGGCCUCCGCGGUGCCCAUCACCUGUGGCGACCUCGCCAAAGUGGGCCAGCUCGUCAGCAAGCCGCAGCAGCCAGUCAGCAGCGAGGAAGGCAUUAAUCUGGAGGAAAUUCGAGAGUUCGCCAAGAAUUUCAAGAUCCGACGGCUGUCCUUGGGGCUUACCCAGACGCAAGUAGGGCAGGCUCUGACUGCGACUGAGGGCCCGGCCUACAGCCAGUCAGCUAUCUGCAGGUUUGAGAAGCUGGAUAUUACCCCGAAGAGUGCUCAGAAGCUGAAGCCGGUGCUGGAGAAGUGGCUGGCCGAAGCGGAACACUGGAACCAGAAAGGUCAGCAGAAUCUGAUGGAGUUCGUCGGCGGCGAGCCGUCGAAGAAACGCAAGCGGCGCACCAGUUUCACGCCGCAGGCCAUCGAGGUCCUCAACUCCUACUUUGAGAAGAACGCUCUGCCGACGGGCCAGGAGAUCACGGAGAUCGCCCGGGAGCUGAACUACGACCGGGAGGUGGUGAGAGUUUGGUUCUGCAACCGGCGGCAGACGCUGAAGAACACAAGCAAGAUCAAUGUCUUCCAGGUUUAGUAGCAAUUUCAUUAAGGAAGAAUUAACAUAUAACUUUUUGUUUCUCAUUACAAUGUUUUUUUAUUUGUUUCUUAUCAGAAUUGGGACAUAUAAUACAGCAGCAUAAAUGAGGAUUGUUGUAAAAGUGACUUCAUUAAGACUUAAAAAAAAAACUUUUAUGAGGAAAAUGAAGGAAAUUACUGAAAUGAGAGAGUACUAAAACUGCUCAAUCCUCCUAAUACCAGUGAUAAUAAUACAGUCAUAACAUGUCAUAUUUAAACACAUUUUAACUUUUAUACAAGAGGUUUUAUAUGAGAAAUGGUUGCAGAUUAAGUCACAUUAAUUUUACUUUGUGACAACGGCUGAAAAUUGAAUCGUGUGCUUUGACCAGACAAGACAGUGUGAUUUAAAGCUGUUCUUUUUUUAAUGUGCAUAGAAAUUUGUCCUGCAUGAGAAGCUCUGCAUACUGAUGAUUCUGAUAACCUGGAAUCUGUUUAAAAAAAUUAUAAUGAUUACAAGAAAAACACACAUUCAUUAUCAAGUGAGUCAUCUGUAUAACAAGCAUUCAUUUUUAUUUCACUGACUACAAGCUUAAGAAUUGAGGGACAAUCGUUAAAGUUAUAUUUAUUAGUUGAUAAUCGUGAAGCUGAGUAUAAACAUUGUAGCAUCGGGGUGUCAAACACGUGGCCCGUGGGCUGAAACUGGCCUGCAGAGUCAUUUACAAAGACGGUAUGAGCUGGAAUUUAUCAAUGAAAGCGACUGCUGUUCACAGAUAGAUAUAUAUGAAAGACAGAUACUGUAUCGAUCCAGUUGAAGUUGAAUAAAACGUUACCGUUUGCGGAAAACCAAGAGGAAAAACUGGAGUUGAGAUUAUUUAAAGGUUGUUAUGCCAUCAUUGGAUUUGUCCGACUGAGUUUCGAUCCAGUAUGUGUUUGACACCCCGAUUCUUACCCACUUCUAGCUUUACUGUGGAGAAGAACCUGCUUUCGCUGGAAGUCCAGACUUUAGUCUUAAUAAGGUGAUUCAGUUCCAGUUCAUUAAAGAGUAGAAACGGUCAGAAGUGCAGGAUAAAAUCCACCCGCUGACGGACUGACCGUCACCCGUUUGAAAAGGAGUCAUUUAAAAUAUGGACAAGAGAAAACUGAAAUAGCUUCAGCUAUUGACUUUGGUGCUGCAUUCGUGCAACUAUUUGAGAUUUUUAUAAAGAUCGGUUUAUUUGAAAAACUGACACAUGUGAAUCCCCUACAGUCUGUUCGGUUUUAUACAUUCUCUUAUUCAUGUGCUACUCUGUGUUACUCUGAGAGUAUUUUUUGUUUUGUUGUUGUUGUUGUCUUUGUUUGCUGCUUUGACUGUACCCUCAAUGGCCUGACAAUACUUCUGCUGCCAUUUUUUUUUCUUCUUCAGUUAAAGUUUGAAAGACAGGAGCCUGAAAGGCCUUUUAUGAAGUCAGUUAUUGCCUGAAACAUUGUCAAUGUUUUAAGAUUCACUCUCUGAGUUGAAAAAUCUAAUGAACGACAUUAAAAAUGUAUCAAGUGUUGAGCUAAGGAAGGAGAUUUGUGGAUUACUAUUUUAUGAAUGUAAUCCCGAAUCAUUUUAAGAAAAAGUUUGCAUUUGCAGUAUGAAGUUACUUUCUGAAGACAAAAUCUUAUAAAGCUGUCAAUAUUUCAAGGGUCGUUUGCACUUUAUUGAAAGGAGGGAAAGUGAAGGUUUUAUUACAGCUGGUUUACAUGAAGUUGAAUUUUCAGUUUUGUCUGAAAGUUGAAUAUUUGUAUUUUACAUUUCUGAGCAAAAGGAACUUUGCAAAAUGUAGCAGCACAAGAAAAAUCACAAUUAUCAACCUGACAAGCAACAAAUUAUCUGACUUUUUAUGCAGCUAUAAUGUAAAAUACUGCAGAAUAUAAGUGCUAAUAUACAUUAAUCAUAAAUUUAACAAUGUCUUUGUGUUACUGAGUUACGCUCCGGUACAUAUCGCUUGUACGAUACAUAUGAUCCACUUUGUUAUUGCCUUUUGAACGAUAGGCCUAUAUUAUGAGAUGUACCUUAAUAUCAAAAUAACAUUGCAACAUCUUUACCUUCAUUUUUAUCAUGGGCAGAUAAUAUAUAAUACUACUUAGUGUACUUGGUCACCCAAUAAAGCUGAAGAUAAUUUAGUUUAACAAGAUAAAGGCAAAUAUUCAUUUGACUCUACAAAACAGUUCUCAGUUGAAAGAGAGAAGAAUAACAGGCGAAUGCUUUUUAUUUGUCAUUUUCU